This is a messenger RNA of Zea mays, 1359 nucleotides long. RefSeq lists its product as uncharacterized. The coding region runs from base 57 to 1067 and encodes 336 amino acids. The transcript has a single exon. The record is from RefSeq and is marked validated. NCBI's taxonomy places the organism in Eukaryota, Viridiplantae, Streptophyta, Magnoliopsida, Poales, Poaceae.
ACCCACACAGCCAGUAGUGCUCCACUUGCUAGUCCACUCCUCUCUCAGUCGAGGCAAUGGCCUCCGCUUCCAGUAGCUUCCGCCUCGCUCUGUUCUUGGUUCUGCUGGCGUUUGUCAGCUUGGCACGGCACGCCACGGGGGAGGCCAGCCCGAGCAGGAGGCUCAUGGAGCUGUACAAGCCGCCGCCCAGCGAUCUCCUAAGGUACCACGACGGCGCCGUGCUGAGCGGCGACAUCCCCGUCUCCGUCCUCUGGUACGGCCGCUUCACGCCCGCGCAGAAGGCCAUCGUCACCGACUUCCUCCUCUCCCUCUCCGCCGCGCCGACGUCCCCUGCGCCUUCCGUCUCCCAGUGGUGGGGCACCAUCGACCGGCUCUACCUAUCGAAGGCGGCGGACGCGGCCGCCGUCGGGAAGAGCGGCGCGCACGGCGGCGGUGGUGGCAGGAAAGGCGCUCGGGUGGUCCUGGCCGGCCAGGUCUCCGACGAAGGGUGCUCGCUGGGGAAGAGCCUGACGCUCGCCCAGCUCCCGGCGCUGGCGGCCGCGGCGCGCCCCGCGAAGGGCGGCCUCGCGCUGCUGCUCACGGCGCAGGACGUGCUGGUGGAGGGCUUCUGCAUGAGCCGGUGCGGCCACCACGGGUCGUACGGCGCGCGGCCCCGCGUGGCGGCGGCGGCGUACGCGUGGGUCGGGAACCCGGGCACGCAGUGCCCCGGCCAGUGCGCGUGGCCGUUCCACCAGCCGCCGUACGGGCCGCAGGCGCCGCCGCUGGUGCCGCCGAACGGGGACGCGGGCAUGGACGGCGCCAUGAUCAGCGUGGCCAGCAUGGUGGCCGGCGCGGUCACCAACCCCUUCGGAGACGGGUUCUACCAGGGCGACCGCGCCGCGCCGCUUGAGGCCGCCACGGCGUGCGCGGGCGUCUACGGCAACGGCGCGUACCCCGGCUACGCCGGCCAGCUGCUCGUGGACGCGGCCACGGGUGCCAGCUACAACGCCAACGGGGCGCGCGGGAGGAAGUACCUGCUCCCCGCGCUGUACGAUCCCGACACGGCUGCCUGCACCACCUUGGUUUGAGCAAACGCGCGGCGCCGUGUUUUGGCAUCUGUCACCGUAGGUGGGCGGGGAUACAGUGAAGUGAUAAUGCGCUUGUGUUAGGCGCAUGUAUAUAUAUAAUAAUUAGAUGGAUACCCGUGCGUUACAAUAUAAACAUAUAAUACCAUGAUAUCAUAUAUAUGUUCAUAUGUUGUGCCGCUAAUCAAAAUUUAGCAAUCUCUAGAACUUGUGGUAGUCAUACUACAACAACAAAAUUAAGCCCAUGAAACAAAUAUAGUAGACGAGCUCUAUAUAAGAAAUAUUUUGAUACAUC